Molecule: messenger RNA, 3684 nt
Organism: Miscanthus lutarioriparius
Lineage: Eukaryota; Viridiplantae; Streptophyta; Magnoliopsida; Poales; Poaceae
Source: the annotation of a GenBank genome assembly
AUGGCGUGCAUCAAGAGCGCGCAGCGGGCGGCGCUGACGGCGCUGGCGCCGGACGCGCCGUACAUCGCCGCGGGCACCAUGACCGGCGCCGUCGACUUGAGCUUCUCCAACUCCGCCAACAUCGAGAUCUUCCGCCUCGACUUCCAGUCCGACUCCCCGGACCUCCCGCUCCUCGCCUCCGCGCCCUCCCCGGACCGCUUCAACCGCCUCUCCUGGUCGCGCCCGGGCGCCGUCGAGGGCGACUCGUUCGCGCUCGGACUCCUCGCCGGUGGCCUCAGCGAUGGCUCCGUCGCCGUGUGGAACCCGCUGAGCAUGAUCAGCUCCGAGGGGAAAGCGGAGGACGCCAUGGUCGCGCGUCUGGAGAAGCACACCGGGCCGGUUUGUGGACUGGAGUUCAGUGAGCUCACGCCGAAUAGGCUUGCUUCUGGGGCUGAACAGGGGGAGCUUUGCAUCUGGGAUCUCAAGAACCCUGUUGAGCCAAUUGUGUACCCACCACUCAAGAGUGUUGGGUCCCAUGCGCAAGCUGAAAUCUCUUGUUUAUCCUGGAAUCCCAAGUUCCAACAUAUAGUUGCCUCAACUUCGAGUAAUGGGAUGACAGUUGUUUGGGAUUUAAGGAAUCAGAAACCACUGACUAGUUUUUCAGAUUCAAAUCGAAGGAAAUGCUCUGUUCUCCAAUGGAAUCCAGAUAUGUCCACCCAGCUGAUUGUUGCAUCAGAUGAUGACAACUCUCCCUCACUGAGAGUUUGGGAUGUGAGGAAGACCAUCUCACCAGUAAGAGAAUUCGUUGGCCAUUCAAAAGGUGUAAUUGCUAUGUCUUGGUGCCCCUAUGAUAGUUCAUUCUUGCUUACAUGUUCAAAAGACAAUAGAACAAUUUGCUGGGAUACUGUUAGUGGAGAGAUUAUUAGUGAACUACCUGCAAGUGCUAAUUGGAACUUUGACCUUCACUGGUACCGGAAAAUACCAGGUGUCAUUGCAGCAUCCUCAUUUGAUGGGAAAAUUGGCAUAUAUAACCUAGAGUUCUCUGGUCUUUAUGCGGCUGGUGAUGUUAUUGGUGCCCCAGCACGUCCAAGGGCUCCGGCUCCAAAAUGGUUGAAAUGCCCCACUGGUGCAUCUUUUGGCUUCGGUGGUAAACUUGUUUCUUUCCAUCCGGUGGCUCCCACCCAAGGUGCACAAGCAUCUACAUCUGAGGUGCAUGUUCACAAUUUGGUGAUUGAGCAAAGUCUGGUGAGCCGAUCAACUGAAUUUGAAGCUGCUAUUCAGAAUGGCGACAAAAGUUCGCUGCGUGCUCUGUGUGAAAAAAAAUCACAAGAAUCUUUAUCUGAUGAGGAGAGAGAAACAUGGGGCUUCUUAAGGGUUAUGUUUGAGGAUGGGGAUUUUGCACGGACAAAAUUGCUUACUCAUCUUGGCUUUGAACCACCUCAGGCACCACCUGCAAGUUCAACUGAUGAAUUGAGCCAAACAUUGGCAGAUACACUUAAUCUUGAUCAUGCCACAGUAACCGAUAAUACGGAUGCCCAGUUUCUUAUUGAUAAUGGGGAUGAUUUUUUCAACAAUCCUCAACCUUCAGAGGUUAGCUUGGCUGAAGAACCAGAUUUUACAGAUGGUCAACAGAUAGAGCAGGAAAUGUCUGGAGAUGUGCCAUCAGAUUCAUCAAUUGACAAAAGCAUUCAACAUGCAUUGGUGGUUGGAGACUACAAAGGGGCAGUUAACCAGUGUCUUGCUGCUAAUCGUAUGGCUGAUGCUUUGGUUAUAGCCCAUGCCGGUGGUUCUGCUCUCUGGGAAAGUACAAGAAAUCAUUAUCUUAAGAACAGUAUCUCGCCCUACUUAAAGGUUGUCUCUGCUAUGGUGGGCAAUGAUUUAAUGAGUUUUGUGAGUACCUGGCCACUAAGUUCAUGGAAGGAAACUCUUGCUCUGCUUUGCACAUUUGCACGGAAAGAGGAGUGGCAUAUUUUGUGUGACACGCUUGCGUCUAGACUUCUGAAUGUUGGAGAUACGCUAGCUGCAACCCUCUGUUAUAUUUGUUCUGGAAAUAUUGACAAAGCUGUUGAAAUUUGGUCCCGCACCUUGAAAUCUGAAGAUGGUGGGAAGACUUAUGUUGAUCUUCUCCAGGAUUUGAUGGAAAAAACCAUUACUCUUGCCCUUGCUACGGGCCACAAGAGAUUUAGCGCGUCACUGUCUAAGCUUGUUGAGAACUACGCUGAAUUGCUGGCUAGUCAAGGUCUUCUUAAAACUGCAAUGGAGUAUUUAAAACUGUUGGGAUCAGAUGAACAUUCGCAAGAGCUGGCAAUUUUGAGAGAUCGAAUUGCAUGUUCUACAGAAGAGAACGAUAAUGCUAGUAGUUCUGUUUCUGAAAGCACCGGCACUCCUUCCCCCUAUGUCACAAAUCUACCAUAUACCACCCCAGACCAUUCUCAGAAUGUUUACCAGGUACCUCAACCAUACAAUGUACCAAGUAAUACAUAUUCAGAAGCUUACCCACAACAACCUACUGGAGCCUAUGGAUACAACAACGCAUAUCAACCUCAACAACCAACCAAUAUGUUUGUUCCACCUAGCACACCUGCCAACUCUCAGCAACAGCCAGGCCCUUCACCUGUACUAGUGCCUCAGCAAAUAGUGAAAACAUUUACUCCAGCGAACCCAGCUGGUCUAAAAAAUCCUGGACAAUAUCAGCAACCUAAUACCUUAGGUUCCCAGCUUUACACGGUAGGGUGCUGCAAAUCAACCGUAUUCUUCUGGACCAUCUGCUUCUUAUCCAAGCGGACCUCCAACAACAUUUCAUCAGCCUGUAUCGCCUGUUCAAUAUCAGCCUGCUGCUCCAUCAGUAUCUUCUUUUGGUCCGAGCGCCCCAUACCAGGAACAGUCCCUAACCAGAUGUUUCCACAUUCUGCUGCUACUAACUCAACUUCUAGGUUUAUGCCAUCGAACAAUCAAAGCUUCGCUCCGAGGCCAGGUUUAAGUCCUGCACAGCCUUCAAGUCCGACGCAGGUGCAGGCACAGCCAGCUCCUCCUGCACCUCCCCUGACUGUGCAGACAGCUGAUACGACAAAAGUGUCUGCUGAGCUGAGACCUGUUAUUGGUACACUAACCAGACUAUUCGAUGAGACGUCCAAAGCUCUGGGAGGAUCACAAGCAACUCAAGCAAAAAAGCGUGAAAUUGAGGACAAUUCAAGGAAAAUAGGGGCAUUGUUUUCAAAACUAAAUAGUGGCGACAUAUCUCCAAAUGUUUCAUCAAAACUCAUUCAGUUGUGCAGUGCAAUUGAUGCUAGUGAUUUUGCCACUGCGAUGCAUCUCCAGGUACUCUUAACAACAAGUGACUGGGAUGAGUGCAACUUCUGGCUUGCGGCAUUGAAGCGGAUGAUCAAGACAAGGCAGAAUUUCAGAAUUUUACUAUUAUUCCGUGAAUGUUCUUUCAGUUCCGCGUGUAGCAGCAGCCUACAGCAACAGCUACAACCUGGGUCUCAAGUAGUAUCCAUGGGAGACAAGCACUACAAACCAAAUCAGCAUCAGGCCAUCGACUUCCGCAUUGAUUGGUACCUUGAGCCGGCAAGAACAACAGCAUACCCAUCCCAUUCCACCAAGCUCGAGCUGCUUGAGCUUGAUAUACAACAAAGAGCUCAACAAGUGAAGAGAAACAAUUGCUGGAAAGUAGAUACAUCUUAUUGGCUUUCAAGUGCAACAUAG